CGACGACAGCGCCGCCAGUGCCACUGUCUGGACUCUCCCUCUCCACUGGCGAGUCAAUGUACUGUUCGGAUGUUCUUCGACAGCACUCUAUGCUGUGCCGUAGCUUCCUAUGUGGGCAGGGGCGAAUUUUGGCGGGGCAUGCUUUAAAACUUGUGCCAUUUCCUGCGUCAACUUGGAUUCGCAAGGGGAAGUAGGUUUGGAGUUCGGAAUUCGGAGCAGUUGCAGAGCAUUCUGAAAGUGCAGUUGUUGGAAUCAUGGGGCCGAGACUGGUUCACAGACAGAGCAAGUUGGCGAAGGAAUUGUAAUUUUCGUGAAUUGAAGUUUGCGGUAUUGAGCUUGUGGGUCGUGUACUGCGACAUCGCCAUUCAAUGUACGACAUUUUGUUGGGUCGAUUUCGAAGGUCGGAGCCGGAGAAUUUGUUUGAAUUUUAGUUGCGGGAAGAAUGGUGCAAUAACUUGGAGAUAUUGCUCAUUAUAGUGUAGUUGAGCAGAAUGUCGGAAGCUUCAAGAGGGGAUGAAAAGGACAGGACUAAAGAAAAAGGAAAAGCGGCAGUCACUGGAGAAGCCAACAUUUUGCCUGCAGAGGCUUUUACUCAUGGUGGAGUCAAGAAGACCAAGUUUGAGCCGAAAGUACCAACGAGGCGAUUGAAAAAGCUCUCCCAAGUUAAAAGGGAGCCCGGUGAAGGUGAUGGAGGGGAGCUAUCUAGUGAACUUCAGAGAUUGAUACAGCAAUCUCAAGAGGAUGCAUCUGGUUUUCGAAGACGCCCGGACAACAAAGCCCCUGUUCGGGUUGCCUUCGGUUUUGGCUCAGCAACGGCGGGAAGAGCAGCAGCUGGAUCUGCUGGAUUUAGUAAGUUCAGGACUGGUAAUGGAGGUGGCGGGGCUGGGGGUGGAGGUGGAGGUGGUGGAGGAGGAGGGGGAGGUGGUGGUGGUGGCGGUGGUGGGGGAGGAGGAGGUGGAGGAGGCGGCGGGAGAGCAUCGACAACGAUUGCCAGCAUGGAAGAGUACGUUGACUUUAAAAGUGGAUCGAAGAAGAAUGCCACAGAUCCUAUGGAUUAUGAUCAGUACUAUCCGGUAGCUCUCCCACUCCGAAAGCCGAGGUCUGGCUUAGCAGAGGUAUUGGAUGAAGAGGAGUUUGGAGGAAGUCAAGAAUAUGAUGAAGAUGCAGUUCCCGCUGCCAAGGAGCUGGGACUUUUCGAGGAAUCUUUAGAAGACAAAUUCAUGUUUUUCCAGCUCCCUUCUGCUCUUCCCAUGGACAUGGUACCAGAAGUACCGAAGGAUGAGGGUAGUAGCAAUCCUGCUCAGAAGGCUGCAGGUAGCACGAAAGAAAGUAUUAGCUUAGAUAAGUUACCCGAAGGCUUCCUCGGCAAGAUGUUGGUCUACGAAAGUGGAGCAGUCAAGUUCCAGCUGGGUGAUGUCGUUUUCGAUGCGAUGCCAGGAACCAGUUGUGUAUUUGCCCAGGAGCUAGCAGCUAUAAAUCCUGUUGCUAAACACUGCCUUUUUUUGGGUGACAUCCGGCAGCGUGUUGUGCUGACUCCUGACAUUGAUAGAUUACUUGAUAAGAAUUCUGAGAACAGCUAAGCUGUACAAUUGAUUCUCGUAUAUAUGUCAAGGACCUUGUUUGAAUUUCACAAGAUCUGAAUUAGGACGAAAUGAUGAAGUUUUGUUAGAAAAUAGAAUUAUUUCUUCGUAGCUCCUUGAUGCGCUUCAACGGAAUCAGAUCAUGGAACUUAGCCCUCGAAUGAAUCCGUGAAUAAGUGCUCGAAGAAGCAUCUCAUGGAGCAGUUGUUCCCACGAGACACUUGUUGAAGUUGUUCAAGAGGUGAUUGAGUAGUGAUGCCUAUCAAUCAGGUAAAGAUUGUAGCCAUAUUCUACUUCUUCGUAAUUUAAAAGAUUCGAAAGUUUUGUAGUCAAAAGAUUAUGUAGUAUGGAGUCAAGUUAUAAUGAGAAAUUAGUACCGC
Molecule: messenger RNA, 1960 nt
Organism: Marchantia polymorpha subsp. ruderalis
Lineage: Eukaryota; Viridiplantae; Streptophyta; Marchantiopsida; Marchantiales; Marchantiaceae
Source: the annotation of a GenBank genome assembly